UGGCGGCUCCGCGGCGCGGGCCCGGCGCGAUGGCGGGGCCGGGGCCCGGGCCGGCCCCUCCGCGCCUGGCGCUGGCCCUGGCGCUGCUGGCCGCGCUGGUGGCCGUCAAGUACUACCGGGACGCGGAGGCGGCGCGGCAGCAGGAGCUGGCUCUGAAGUCCUUGGGGAGUGAGGGGCUGUUCCUCUUCUCCUCCCUGGACACCAACAAGGACCUGUACCUGAGCCCAGAGGAGUUCAAACCCAUCGCUGAGAAGCUCACAGGGGUUGCUCCAGUCUCAGAAUCUGAAGAGGAGGAGACGCCGGAUCCAGACGGGGAGACUUUGUCCAUCGUGGCCAAGUUCCAGCCCUUGCUCAUGGAAACAAUGACGAAGAGCAAGGAUGGUUUCUUGGGAAUUUCUCACGUGGCUCUGUCUGGGCUCAGGAACUGGACAGCCCCAGCAGCCCCUAUGAGUGUCCUGCUUGCCAGGCAGUUCAAAGCCUUUCUCCCUCCCAAGGAAAAUCUGGAUCUUGGGGAUCCCUGGUGGAUAAUUCCCAGUGAACUGAACAUCUUCACUGGCUAUCUCUCCAACAACAGGUUUUACCCUCCGCCUCCCAAGGGCAAAGAGGUGAUCAUCCACAAGCUGCUGAGCAUGUUCCACCCGCGGCCCUUCGUCAGGACGCGCUUCGCCCCGCAGGGAGCCGUGGCCUGCCUCCAGGCCAGCAGCAGCUUCUACUACACCGUAGCAUUCCGGAUCCACGCUGAAUUCCAGCUGAACGAGCCACCAAACUUCCCCUUCUGGUUUUCCCCGGGGCAGUUCACAGGUUACAUUGUCCUGUCCAAGGACUCUUCCCACAUCAGGGACUUCAGGCUCUUUGUUCCUAACAACAGGUCCCUGAACGUGGACAUGGAGUGGCUGUACGGGGCAAGCGAGAGCAGCAACAUGGAAGUGGACAUUGGAUACCUGCCUCAGAUGGAGCUGGAAUCCACAGGGCCCUCGGUGCCCACCGUGAUCCACGAUGAGGAUGGGAAGGUCCUGGCCAGCAGGGACCCCUCGGGGGAGCCCAUCCAGUUUGUGUUUGAGGAGAUCACCUGGCAGCAGGAGAUCCCCUGGCAGGAGGCAGCCCACAGGCUGGAGGUGGCCAUGUAUCCAUUUAAGAAGAUCUCCUACCUGCCCUUCACAGAAGCCUUUGAGAGAGCACAAGCAGAGAAGAAGCUGGUGCACUCCAUCCUGCUGUGGGGUGCCCUGGAUGACCAGUCCUGCUGAGGUUCGGGGCGAACUCUCCGGGAGACCGUCCUGGAAAGUUCGCCCAUCCUCGCCCUGCUCAACGAGAGCUUCAUCAGCAGCUGGUCCCUGGUGAAGGAGCUGGAGGAGCUGCAGAGCAACAGAGAGAAUGAGUUCCACAGCAAACUGGCCAAGCUGCACCUGGAGAAAUACAACUUCCCUGUGGAGAUGAUCAUCUGCCUCCCCAACGGCACAGUGAUUCACCACAUCAAUGCCAACUAUUUCCUGGACAUUACUUCUAUGAAGCCUGAAGAUGUUGAAAGCAGCAUCUUUAGUUUCUCAACCAAUUUUGAAGACCCUUCAACUGCAACUUACCUCCAGUUCCUGAAGGAAGGGCUGCACAGAGCAAAACCAUACCUGCAGCCCUAAACCCAGGCACCUGAAUGCCCCCCUGAGAUGGCCAAAGACUUCAGAGAUCUAUUUUGGUUACAGCAAAUCCUCCUCAUCCCCGUGGCAGGCGCUGGUGUUGAACUGCAGGCAGUCCCAGCUGGGGCUGUGCUCUGGAUCUGGGUGUGAGCCUGAGUUCCAGUUCCCACAGCCUGCCCUCCUCACUUCAGGCACAUUUCUACAGGAGUGCAAAUACUUGAAUCCAUUCCCAGUGCCCCUGCCUGGGUGUGCACCCACCCUCAUUCCUUUGCAGCUCCUGUUGAGCCUGGUGAAGCUGGUGCAAGCAGGGAGCAGCACUGCCAUUGUGACCAAACACUCGUGCUGAGGACAGAGCCAGCAGCCCUGGGCAGCUCUGGACACUGACAGUGACAAUCUGUGUGACAGGACUGUGGCAGCCCUGAGCUCCUGUGUCACCGGUGGCCUGGCUCAGGCAGGGUCUGUGCCCCGAGGGUGGCACGGGGACACCAGGAGUGGGCACCAGGGCAUCAGAGGGGUCAGCUGAGGAUCAGUCUGAGCCCCCAGGAGCUCCCCCAGGCUGUCCCACCCGUCCAUCCCUCCCAGGGCUGCCUCCCCAACAGCUCUGGGAGCUUCUCCCUGUGUCCCCUUGGAGCUGGUGCUCUGUCCCUGUCUGCUUUGAGCUUCCAGGUUGUGCUGGGGGAGGAACCAUCAAGUUCCCUCUGGGAGCUGCCCUGGGAUCCUCACCUGGCUGAGGACUGGGCAGGUCUAAAAGCCAGUACAAAAAGGUAUUUUCAGGAAUUUUUUCCAAAGAGAUUGUUCAGACAUGAAGCCAUUAUCCCUUACCUGAAGCCACCCUGAGCCGCUGCUCCCACUCUGUGCCAAUGCCUGGAUACAGAAUGAGCAUCAUUUUGUAAUUUGGAGAAGGAAAGGUUAAGUGAAAUGGGAUUUAAGGCAUGUUACUAACAGACAUGUGAGGGGACAAAGCAUCCUCAGUAGCUGCCUGCAGCCAGCCCUGGCUGGUGAUGCUUUUUCUGCUCUCUGAAGCACAAUUUUAUUGGACCAAAUCAAAUUAAGGGAAAAAACUUUUUUUUUUUUUUUUUUUUUUUUUUCUGACCAGGUAUUUUCAGUCCUGAGAGGAGCCUGGGGGUGGCAAUUACCCUGUCCCCACCCUGCCCCAGCUGAACCAGUGGCACUUCACUAAUUGCUCUAGUGAGAUAGAUUAAUUAAUGACCCCGGGACGUUUCUGUUGGCUUUGUAACUAUGCAUUAGCUCUGCACCUUCUCACAGCCCGGUGGGACGGGCUGGGUCUGGGCAGCAUUGCAGAGUUCUGUCGGCCCUUGGGGCACUUCCAUCCCUGCAGGGCUCAGCCUUUGGGAUCCUCGUUCCCUCCGUGCGUUCUCUCGGGACCGGCUCCGCUGCCGCCCCUGCCGCGCCUGGUGACGCCCCGGCCCGAAAGCCGCGGCGGGCCCGGGCCGAUGUCGGCCGGGAGGGGCGGCGGAGCGGCCGCGGUAAAACAUCCGUGCAUCGUCA
Molecule: messenger RNA, 3137 nt
Organism: Haemorhous mexicanus (house finch)
Lineage: Eukaryota; Metazoa; Chordata; Aves; Passeriformes; Fringillidae
Gene: SELENON
Product: selenoprotein N
Exons: 12
Biological process (GO): calcium ion homeostasis; skeletal muscle fiber development
Cellular component (GO): endoplasmic reticulum membrane
Source: RefSeq, a predicted model, not a curated record